This is a messenger RNA of Cooperia oncophora, 1977 nucleotides long. NCBI's taxonomy places the organism in Eukaryota, Metazoa, Nematoda, Chromadorea, Rhabditida, Trichostrongylidae. The record is from the annotation of a GenBank genome assembly.
AUGAAUCCGGAAGAAUUCGAGAAGCUGUCGGAAGAAGACCAAAUUGCUCAUAUCAAGGAUGUAUCCACGGCAAAGUACCACUCUAGCAAUUUCCAAAAAAAGACAACGAACAUCAUGUCUGGACCACCUCCGCCAACGUACACAUGCAAUCGAUGCUACCAACCUGGUCACUGGUACAAGAACUGCCCAAUGGUAAUCACGAUCGAUGCGCGGAUGCGCCUUUUGGUCGCCUUGGCUACGAAGCGAACCACUGGAAUUCCUUCUCAAGAGCUUAUGGAAACGACAGCCGAAGAUCCGCUAGCCAUGCUACAUCCAUCAGGCAAGCUAGUCACAGAAGAAGGUCCUGCAGUGGAACGUGUACCACCGCCAGAACUUACGUGCCCGUUGUGCUCACACCUAUUAAAGGAUGCUGUGCUCACCACAUGUUGCGGUCAUUCUUUUUGCGCUGAUUGUAUCUCCAAUAAACUGAUGGAGUCGACCGACCGCGCAUGUCCGGGCAAAAACUGUGAUCAAAAACAGCUGUCCGUAGAUGCACUGGUGCCAAACAAAACAGUGCGUCAAGCUGCACAUGCAUGGGCUAUAGGCGGACCAGGUUCUGGAAAUCAAGAUCAGGAACAUAUGAGGUUCAGAAUUGGCCUUCAACCGACAGUCACAGUACCAGCUGCAUCUACUCCCCCACCGCCCGUGGUAGUCCCACAAUCGUCGACCUCUGCACCAGUAACAACGACAACGACUACUACUACUACUACUUCUCAUACUUCGGAUACUAUUCCGGGUCAUAACUCACCUAAUCCAUUUGUAGUUGCACCGCCUGUUUCCAUUCCGGUUCCGGCGUCCUUCUCCCAGCCUCCGCCUAAUAUAGUUCCUGGAGCAGUUGCAAGCUCAUCAUCUUCUGGAGACUCAUUGCUUCCACCUGGAACUGCUACAGUUCCUCCUCCUCCUACGAUUAAUUUGCCUCUUCCACAGCCUAUGCACACUGCAGCUGCAACUAGCCUUCCUCCAAUACCUGGAGUGGGUUUGCCAUUGCAAUCCCACAUAAUUGUUCAACCCGCUUCCAGUCAACCCUCCUAUAUAUUCAAUCAGCCGCCACCUAUUUCAACGAUGACCCUCGGUGCUCCACAGCCGCAGAUUAUGGAUGCCUGGGAUGCGUUCCUCCACAGAAAAGAUCGGGAAAGGGAGCGACCUCGCAAACGAAUGAGAAGUCGGAAUCGUUCAUCCAGCUCGACGACAUCAUCUUCUUCCGACGAUCGCAGGAAACGACGUGAACGGCACGAACGAGAAAGGCGUCGUACGCACCGUAGCGAUAAACUAAGAGAAAGGGAUCGUGGACGAGAUAACAGGUUCCGCAAAACAGAUGAACGAAGCGAGCGAAGGGAUCGAGAUAGAGAAAGAGAACGAGAAUAUGCUGAUCGUGAUAGGUAUCGCGAUAGUAGGCCACCACGAUCAGGAAUGUACCAUCCGCGAGGUCGAAAUCUGAAAGAGGAGGAGCCUUUGCCUUCGCUUAUGAGAUUGGAUGUGACUACUCCGCCCUUUAUUGGUGCUUCUGGAGGUGAUAGACGCGAAAAAUCGAGAAGCCGAUCAGCAUCACCCCAGAACGCUCCGGCAGCUUCAUCAAGUGACCGUAAAAAACGUAAGAAGAAGGACAGGUUCAAGAAUGAUCCAAAUUACCGUUCUCGUAAAGCAGAAAAGGAGCCGAAAGCGAGAAGGUUCCAAGAAAGUGAAGACGUAGCGAGAGAAAUCGCCGAUGAGGAAGCUAUAGACGGCACUCUUCGAGAAGUAGCGGAGUUUGUACGAGUAGAAGCCAACUGUGAUGACGACGGAAUUGAAUUUGACAUUGAUGAUACGGAUGUCGUAAGAGAUGUUAUGACCGAGGCUGAAGAUGAGAAGAGCGUCACAGAUACAGAAGUCCCGCCGGAAGAAGCGGUUGAUGUAAGCCAUUAUCUUCACUCAGAAAAAGUUUUCUCUCUGAUAAUUUAG